Sclerotinia sclerotiorum 1980 UF-70 is the source of this 1068-nucleotide messenger RNA. RefSeq lists its product as hypothetical. Gene Ontology annotation, biological process: sphingolipid biosynthetic process. NCBI's taxonomy places the organism in Eukaryota, Fungi, Ascomycota, Leotiomycetes, Helotiales, Sclerotiniaceae. Gene Ontology annotation, cellular component: endoplasmic reticulum membrane. Gene Ontology annotation, molecular function: 3-dehydrosphinganine reductase activity. The coding region runs from base 1 to 1068 and encodes 355 amino acids. The transcript has 4 exons. The record is from RefSeq and is a predicted model, not a curated record.
AUGGGCAAUAUCUCGUCUAAGAAUGAGUUUCCGGUAGAUGGAAAGACAGUAGUCAUCACCGGUGGCUCAAGAGGAAUGGGCCAAGAGGUUGGACGGCAACUUUCCGAAAAAGGCGCCAACAUAGUAAUCAUCGCGCGAGAUGUGGAAAAGUUGCUCCAAGCUAUCGAAUACAUCAAAGAAGGCGCUAUCAAUCCCCAAACCCAGCGUUUCCAUCAUAUAAGCGCCGAUUUGAGCUCCCCAGAUGAAUGCGUUCGUGUUAUUGACGACGUCGUGGAAUGGAAUCGCGGAAUUCCUCCAGAUACCGUGUGGUGUUGUGCAGGUAGUUCCUACCCUACCCUCUUCAUCGAUACUCCCGUAUCCCAGCUACAGUCUCAGAUAAAUAAUAAUUAUCUCACGAGCGCAUACAUGGCGCACGCGACCUUAAGAAGCUGGCUCAAACCACUCGAGGAAAGAAAAGCUCGUAUCGAAGAUAAAAUGCACGAUAAUACUAGCCAUACCAAAAAUACUCCUCCUCCAGCUCGCCAUCUCAUCUUCACCGCUUCCUUCCUCGCUUUCUUCAGUUUCGCAGGCUACGGAGCUUAUAGUCCCGCCAAAGCGGCGCUGCGCUCUCUUUCCGAUACUCUAUCUCAAGAAAUGAAUCUCUAUGCCUCUGCAUUUCCUAGCGCGCCUCGUGUUCAUCUCCACACGAUAUUCCCCGCUACGAUAUUAACCGAAUCAUACGAGGCUGAAAAUCGCAUCAAACAUGGUCUUACGAAACAACUUGAAGAUGGCGAUGAGGGACAGACGCCGCAGAUGGUAGCUCAGAGGAGUAUUCAGGGUUUAGAAGCUGGAAGGGAACUUAUUACGACGGAUUUGCUGACGGGUUUGGUGAGGGGGAGUAUGCUUGGGGGGAGUGUGAGGGGGGGUUUUGUGAGAGUGAUUCUGGAUUGGUUGUUAGCGGGUCUGAUGGGGAUUGUUAUGGUAAUCCUCGACCAGAACGCCCGGGAUUGGGAUUUCGAUUAUAAGCUUAAAACUUUUGAGCAGAAGAAGAAGAAGAAUAUACUUACUUGGCAAACUCGCGAAACAUGA